Messenger RNA from Drosophila albomicans, 4444 nucleotides. RefSeq names its product RNA-binding protein MEX3A. The record is from RefSeq and is a predicted model, not a curated record. Gene Ontology annotation, molecular function: RNA binding. Bases 1563 to 3683 code for a protein of 706 amino acids. NCBI's taxonomy places the organism in Eukaryota, Metazoa, Arthropoda, Insecta, Diptera, Drosophilidae. The transcript is spliced from 2 exons.
UUACUGUGAAACUUAGAGAUUGUUUGUGCAGUCAAAGCCGGCAACUAUUUGAGCUAUUUAAAAAAAUAGGAUAAAGUGUAAUUAGCAGUGAUCUUUUGGGUUAAAAUUAUUGAAAUGUGAUUGUGAUAUACGUGCAUAAUGCUGUUAGUGGAAUUUAAAGAUUGUACCUAUGGCUUAUAUAUACAUACAUGCCUAUGUAUGUAUAUUUCAAUGCACAAUUAUAUGUACACACGCAUUAUAUCGAGAGGCGUUGCCGUGAAUUGAGUGCCGGAAUUUAUUUAUUUAUAAGUAUUGACAUUUAUUUUUAUUUAUGUCAAUAAGUUUACUUAAUUUACUGUCUAUAGUGAAAAUCUAAUCCAUGAUUAAGAAUGUUUUAAGUAAUUGUCAUUUGAAUUGAACAUGUACAUACAGAUAUGUACGUAGUACGUACAAUCUUGUCAACAUAUACAGAUAAAUAGCUCAGUGUGACUGCAAAGGGGGCUCCCUAUAAAAAUAUGCAUUAAUAUAUAUGCAUAUGUGAACAUAUAACUUUUCUGAAUAAUGUUAAAAGAGAAUACCUAAUAUGUACAUAAGGACGUACCUAAAAAGUGAACAUUUAUUCAAUUUGCUAUACAAAAUUCAGUAUUUUGAGUGUGCACUGUAUUUCCCCAUACAGAUCAAAUUUGAUUGAAGUAAUAAAGGGUGAGUGACACAAGGCUUACAUCGCAAGUGUUAGGGGUUGUAAUGAGAUGGCGAAAAUAACGCGGAGUAUUAUGACAUCAACAUAGUUCAAACAUGAUCUAAGCUAUAAGAAAAUCUAAAUGACUACUGAUCUCGCGGUAGUUAUUUGUGAUUUUUGUAUACUUAUUAAAACGUAUAAAAUGAUACAAAUUAUUUUUUGUUUGACCUUUGGAAAAUACCCGAAGAGCGGCGCAAGUAAGUAUAUUUAUGUUCAGAUAAGAAUGGGUGUGUUUGAAAAUGUGUAUGUCUAUCCAUGUCAUGUAUGCGUGUGUGUAUACUAAAUAUACCAAAUGCAUUUCAGUAUUUUUAUCCAUUGCAGAAAAACGACUAAGGCAAAACGAAGGGUAAAAGGAAAUGGGUGGCGUAGUCCAGAACAAGAAGUGAGAAAAAGGAAUAUAUAUGCCACUUAAAAAAAUUUCUGAGUCUUGAAAAACAACAAAAUAAAAAAGUCGAAUAUAAUCGUAUGUAUUAUGUAUUAUGAAUAAGAAGGCCAGCUAUGAAUGAAAACAAUCUUUAAUACUUUAAAAAAGUGGAGUUUGGAUUUUCAUUGAAAUAUUUGUCGAACUGUGUAUGUGCCUAUCUAAUUUGAUGAUUAUUAAUGAAGGUUUAAUGAUAUACGACAAAUUGUAGCCAUUUAUAAAUGAUAUACUCCAACGAGUUAAAUAGUGUGAGUUUAUCUACUUAUCACUCCUUUGUAUAUCGCCCACAUCCAGCUAAAACAAUCCAGCUACAGCGUCGAGUUCAUAUGAAAGGAGCAUUGAAAUUAAAGAUGUUUGACUAAUGUUCAAUCACAAAUUCAAUUUGAAAUAUCUAAAUUUAAAACAUUAUCGAAGCAACAAUCAAUGUCAUCGUUAUCGACAUUAUCAUCAUCAACAAUGUCUAGUAAUGCCGUCUCAGUAAAUACAAAUACACAAAUGCUUAAUGAUAAUAACAUUACUAAAAAUGCAGCAUUUCAUAAAAUUAAUAAUCAGAAUACUCACCAUCAAAUGAUACAAGUACAACAACAAAAAGUACAUCAAAUCCCAUUAUCGGAAGAUCCACGCACGUUGCAAUUGGCAUUGGAAUUAUCGUUAGUUGGAUUGAAUGAACACCAACACAAUAACAAUCCAAAUAGCUUUGUUCAUCCAUUAGCCUCGCAGGGUGAUUAUGAAUUGGCAUCUAUUAAUUUAGUAUCUGCCGGCUAUGCUGCGAAGACUGAUAUGCCAAUAAAUACUGGGUUCGGAUCUGGGUCUAGCAUCUUGAUGCCAUCAGCCGGGUUGGAUGAUAGAUCGAAAAAGUCACAAAACAUGACGGAAUGUGUUCCUGUACCAAGCUCUGAACACGUUGCCGAAAUUGUAGGUCGACAAGGAUGCAAAAUUAAAGCACUGAGAGCAAAAACAAAUACUUAUAUCAAGACCCCAGUUCGGGGUGAAGAACCUGUAUUUGUGGUAACAGGACGCAAGGAGGAUGUGAACAAGGCUAAACGUGAAAUACUCUCAGCAGCGGAUCAUUUUAGUUUAAUUCGGGCGUCGCGCAAGCCCUCGAUGGAAGGUUCAAAUAGUAGCAGCACCGCUCUAACGGAAAAUAGUACAACGUGCUUGUCCUUAAAUAGUUGCAUCGGUAUUGUUGCUCGCACAACCCAGACGGGUCCACCAUGUUUACCAGGCCAGAUUACCAUACAGGUUCGCGUACCAUAUAGAGUGGUGGGCUUGGUGGUUGGACCUAAAGGUGCAACCAUCAAGCAUAUACAACAGGAGACACAAACAUAUAUUGUCACGCCGUCAAGGGAAAAAGAGCCGAUAUUUGAGGUAACCGGACUGCCCGAGAAUGUCGAAACGGCACGCAAGCAAAUUGAGGCGCACAUUGCAUUAAGGACGGGUAACAACAGUACACAGGGCAGUGAAAAUGGUACUGAAUCAACAGAUUCGUCGACUGACUAUACAUCACCUAUGAAUACUAUAAAUACAAUGUCGCAAAUAUUGAACGAUGACAUUAACGCGGAUAUACUAUCUUCUAUGUAUGCGAUUGAUUCAGAUGCAAUGUCGUGUAAUUUCACUUCUGCCAAUAACACACAAAACAUUUCGAAUUUAGUUACAACUUCAACAAUUACAAGUUUGUCAAAUUGCUUUGAAAGUGUUGAACUAGUGGACAUUGCUACUGCUGUAAAUACGUCAAUUUUGCCACCUUCGUCAACUGUUGGUGAACUAAAUGAUCCCCCAAAUAAAUUAAAUGAAAAUUUGAAUGCCAGAAAUCAUUUAACAAACUCGAAUAAUAGUGCGAAGUCGAGUAGCUCAUGUCGCAAUACGACACAUGGUAUAAAUAGGCACAAGAGCUUAUCUUUUUGUUCGCCUGCAUCUAUAUCUGUAUCAGCUAUAUCGAGUGCAAAUGCAAACGUAGCUGCUCAGUGCAAUUUAAGCUCGGCUAAUAUAUUGACUCGAUCCUGCUCAUCGGCCUCAUCGACAACAUCAACAAAAAGCACAAAUAAUAGCGCCAAUAGCAGUCAAAGUAUGAACAAUACACCUCCAGAGCUCUUAAACAUUUGGAAGAAUUUAAGUGAUUCCAUUGACGUAGAUGAGGGCAUUGGUGAUUCGCCGAGCAUUUGGAAUCAGCCAACGACUGGAGUUAAUGUAAAUGUGGUCACAACGACGGCAUCGCAUUCGCAUUGCUCGCCCACUGCUUCGAUAAGCCCAACAGACUCACUUUUUGCGGAACAACACAUUUUAAAGACAACGACAAAGAGUCUUGUUCAAGAUUUACCAUCAUGCCAUAAUCUACUGCUACGCCCUUCAGGCAGCCCUCUUAAAAUGCAUCAAGUACAUCGCGAAUGCUUUGUGUGCAAUAAAAGAGAAGUGACUACAGCUUUAGUUCCUUGUGGACACAAUAUGUUUUGCAUGGACUGCGCUAAUCAAAUCUGCGUCUCUAUGGAAUCUAUAUGUCCAAUCUGUCACUCGAUUGUCUACCACGCUAUGCGUAUUUUAGCUUAAAUCGAUUGCAUUAAAUCAUUUGCAGCAUAUAGUCUUUUUGAUUUGGUUUGUACACGCAAUGAUUCAAAAUUCAAACAUUUCAACAAAGAUUAGAAAUUCCACUCGCAUAUUAUUUAUGAAUAUACAUAUAUAAUUACUCAUAGUAUUAUAGUAGGUAUUGAACCAAAGUUUAGAUUGUUUUGAAUAGGCUGAAAAGAAAAUACCCUUGCAGAAAGUUCCUAAACUCUGGUGGCGACAUAUUGAUAGAAUUCAAUUUCAAAAUAUAUUUCACUAUCGAUCUUUAACAAUAUACGUAUGUUUUCAAUAAGUCCAAGAUUGAAUAAAGUAUCUUCUGCGAGGGUAUAUAAACAAAGAUAAUUAGUUAUGCUGAUUAGUCAGGAUAUAAAUAAUUAUUAUAAUGAAAAGCCGAUCAUAUCGCUAUAUGGAAUAAUCUUAUUAUAACGCCAAAUACAAACGACACAUUAAUAUUUUUAAGUUUUAUUAUUCGGUUGGAUAUAACAUAAUAUAAAUACAUUUUUAAUAAAUUGACAUUUUAUACUUACAUAUAUCUUCUACAAUUAUUUUAUUAGAUGAUAUUAGUGUGUAUAUAACAAGAUACUCUGGCUACUUAUUGAUUUUAAUUAAGAAUCUAAUAUACUUCCAAUAAUUACCAUGCGUAAUCACAAAAAUGUAUUUUCAUAAUCCUUUGCACCAUGCUAUAACAGGGUAUCAUGAAAAUUAUAUAAUUUAUUUAGCAGGCUAAAAUGAAAAAGCGCUCAUUA